GGAGAGACUUCACCUGAAGAGACCAGAAACAUUUCCUCCUCCGCCCUAUCUGCCCCCAGGUGAGUGGAGAGUGUUACCUGGCUAAACCCUGCACCUAUCGUUCUGCUUUCCAUCGGAACGGCUGCUCUUUAACUCUGGAGAAAAGAUACAAAUCUAACAGAAGGAGCGCGUCCUCCAAGUGACAGCAGGCGGGCAGUAAAAAGAUAGGAUCUCCAGCCCUAGCUCGUGAGCACUCAGGCAGCCCACAGCAGGAGGUGUCAGCCAGCAUGAGGAGGAACGACAACUACCUGCCGGUCGCUGGCGAGGAGAAGAACCUGGAUGUGGACUUCAACACCACCGCCAGGAGCAACGAGUCCAUACCAAUGAAAAAUAUGUAUGCGGAUGACGGCUCUUCUCUGUCUUCACGACUUGGCCCAUACUUCUCUGACGGGCGGCGCCGGGUGGACUACGUGCUGGCAUACCAAAUCCAAAAGCCUGCCAGCAUCCGGCGCCAGUCCUCCAGGUUCGGAGAUAAUAACUUCAUCCGACGGAUCCGGCGCAGCCUGAGCAUGAGAAGCAGCCGUGCCCCCCUGCAGCCAAAAGAAGACCCUGAGAUCGCCGCCCAGGAUCAACGGACUGACUACCAUGAGGAUGACAAGCGCUUCCGGAGGGAGGAGUUUGAGGAAAACCUCCUGGAGACGGGGCUGGAGCUGGAAAAGGACGAAGCGACUAAGAUCUCUGGAAUUGGCUUCUUGAAGAUCCAUGCUCCUUGGAACGUUCUGUGUCGUGAGGCUGAGUUCAUGAAGCUCAAGAUGCCAACCAAGAAGGUUUACGAGGUGAAACAAGGCAGUAAUCUGGUGGAGAAGAUCCGACUGUUCAUCCACAAAGUCACAGCUCCCCUCCACCCCAAAGUGGACGCCAACCGGCAACAAAGCACCAAGUCCCUCUCUCACCCCUUCUCCAGAGAGAAGCAGCAUCUGUUUGAUCUGUCUGACAGGGACAAGUUCUUUGACAGCAAGACCCGGAGCUCAAUAGUCUAUGAGGUUCUGAAGAGGACGAGAUGCACCCGAGCCAAAUACUCCAUGGGGAUCACCAGUCUACUAGCUAAUGCUGUCUAUACGUCUGCUUACCCUCUGCAUGAUGGAGACAUCGAGGGGGUGAAUGCAGAAGCAAACGACAGGAAGCUGCUUUACGAGGAGUGGGCCAGCUACAGCGUCUUCUACAAGUACCAGCCCAUCGGACUCAUAAGGAAGUAUUUUGGGGAGAAGGUGGGACUAUAUUUCGCCUGGUUAGGAGUCUACACACAGAUGCUGAUCCCUGCAGCCAUCGUCGGAGUCAUCGUGUUCCUCUACGGCUGUGCCACUGUCGAUGAUAACAUACCGAGUAUGGAGAUCUGUGAUCCCAGGAACAACAUCACCAUGUGUCCGCUGUGCGACCGCGCCUGCAGCUACUGGAAGCUGGUGACCGCCUGCGGGACGGCCCGGGCCAGCCACCUCUUCGAUAACCCCGCCACCGUCUUCUUCUCCAUCUUCAUGGCCCUCUGGGCGGUUCUCUUCAUGGAGCACUGGAAGAGACGACAGAUGCGGCUCAACUAUGUCUGGGACCUGACGGGCUUCGGAGAAGAGGAGCAGGAGGAACAUAAGGACCACAACCGAGCCGAGUACGAGUUCCGGGUCAUGAAAAAGACAAUGAAACAGGAACAAUCCAGCCCCAAGAGUGAGAAAGUGAAGCUGACCUGUACAGACAGAAUGCCAGCUUACCUGACUGCCGUGUUGAUGAUGGGCUUCAUGAUCCUCGUGACGUUUGCCAUGGUCUUCGGGGUCAUCCUGUACCGGAUCAGCAUUAAGGCAGCGCUGCACAUGAGCACCUACUCCGCAGCACGGUCCAACAUCAGAGCCACAGUCAAAACCACAGCCGCCAUCAUCAACCUCAUCAUCAUCAUCAUUUUAGAUGAAAUCUACGCCGCCAUCGCCCGCUGGCUCACCAAACUGGAGGUGCCAAAGACAGACAAGAGUUUUGAAGAGCGUCUCAUCUUCAAAACCUUCAUCCUGAAGUUUGUCAAUGCAUUCACGCCCAUCGUCUAUUUGGCCUUUUUCAGGGGCAGGCUUGUUGGGCGGCCUGGAAGCUACUUGUAUGUUAUUGGAUCGUACAGAAUGGAAGAGUGUGCUCAUGCAGGCUGCCUCAUGGAGCUGUGCAUCCAGCUGUGCAUCACUAUGCUGGGCAAGCAGCUCAUCCAGAACAACCUGUUUGAGAUUGGCAUGCCGAAGCUGAAGAAACUGCUCCGGAGGAGGAAGUCAGAGUUGGACUCAAAGCAAGAGGAGGAGCUGAACAAAACCCUGCAGCGGCACGAGAAGGACCACAUCCUGGGUCCCUUCGUCGGCCUCAGCCCCGAGUACAUGGAGAUGAUCAUCCAGUUUGGGAUGGUAACUCUUUUCGUGGCCUCCUUCCCUCUGGCUCCUCUCUUCGCUCUCCUGAAUAACAUCAUUGAGAUCCGCCUGGAUGCCAAGAAGUUUGUCAUGGAGCUGCGCAGGCCGAUUGCAGCCAAGGCCAAAGACAUUGGCAUCUGGUACAACCUCUUGAGAGGCCUCAGCAAGGUAGCAGUCAUCGUAAAUGCCUUUGUCAUCUCCUUCACCUCGGACUUCAUCCCUCGGCUGGUGUACCAGUACAUGUACAGCCUGGACGGCACCAUGCACGGCUUCGUCAACCACACCCUGUCGUACUUCAACGUCAGCGACUUCCAGCCCGGCACAGACCCUCUCCAGCCAAUGCACCUGGGCUACAAAGUAGAAAUAUGCAGGUAUAAGGACUACAGAGAGCCUCCCUCCUCCAGCUCACAGUAUGAACUCUCCAAAGAGUUCUGGGCGGUUCUGGCCGCUCGCCUCGCCUUCGUUGUUGUCUUUCAGAACGUGGUGAUGCUCAUGAGUGACUUUGUGGACUGGCUGAUCCCGGACAUCCCCAAGGACAUCAGUCUCCAGAUGCACAAGGAGAAGAUUCUCAUGGUGGAGCUCUUCAUGAAGGAGGAGCAGGGCAAAAGGCUUGCAGCGCGGGACAACCACAACCAGGACAACUGCAACUCCCCCUCCUCUGCGACGCAGACCCCCCCGCAGCCGCGCUCCAGAACCGCCACGCACGCAGUCGGGUGGGAAAACAAGCACAAGCAGCCAGAAGAAAACCCAGCACCUAUAUAGAAACUGUAAAUACGCUACUUUAAGACAGCUGUUAAAGACCUUAAACACAUGAUCAGUUUUUAAUAAUCAGCAAAGCUUUGCUGCAUUCAUGUUGUUUGGUAAUACUUGCAGGAAUUAACCUGCAGUUCAAACAUUAACGUGUUAGCAGUAGCACUAAUUGUUUGCCUCUUUUUAUCUUUUUUCCCAUGUAAAGAGCAAGCCAUACAUUAGGCAUACAUCUAGCCAGUGGUUAAACAAUACUCGUAGGAUUUAGAAUCGCAAAAACAUUAUUUAUUGAAGUAACUGUGUUUGAAGGGAACAAGCCAUUAGUUCACUUGACUCUGGGAAAAUUCCUUGUCAAUGGGAUCUUCAUUCAGGAUUUCCAAACCAAACCCAACCUGCAACUUAAUAUGAAUAUUUUUGAGCAGUAGGUUCAUAACUGCCACCUUUCUCACGGGACUUGAAUGCAGCUUUUAUAUUAAAGACAGCCUCCGUCCAAAUGGCCCUGCUGAGAAGAAUUCCCUCCCAACACAACAGGAAGUCCUUUCUCCUGCCAACACUAAAGCUCAGAUAGGCCUUUUACCCCGUUUCUUUGCAGAGUUAUAUACAAAUGCAAGAAUGUAUUGAUGUACUGUUUUUAAUGCGCAACAUGGUCUAGCACAUGUGUUUUGGUUGUUGAGAUGAACACCAGAAGGUUUUGGAAGACCUUCUGUGUCAUCAAUUUGUACUCUUGUUUUGUACGAGCACCAUUUUGCUCAUUGUUACAUUUGUUAUAUUUUGACUAUGUACAAACUGUCAAACAGUGCUCUGUGGCAUUAUUCCUGGAAGCACAAGUCUCAUUAUUUUUCAUUCCAAUUAACUGGAAAGCUGUAUUUGGCUAGAUUUAGAGGAUAAACACAAAGUGACGCCACGCUCCUCUCGCUGAGAUGAUAUACUGUAGAUACUUCGGGUGUGCCCUAAUAACCACGAGAGAAAUAUUUUCAACACAAGUUUUUAAUGAAAAUGAUUCCUUAAGCUUUAUAAAUAGAUUGUUUAGUGAUUAUCUUAUGGAAGUUGUCAGCACAACAAGUUGAAAACCACAGACUGAAUAUCAAAGUAAAUGUACAGAAGUUACCGUGACAUCAGC
Messenger RNA from Trematomus bernacchii (emerald rockcod), 4272 nucleotides. It is a transcript of the gene ano1a, whose product is annotated as anoctamin 1, calcium activated chloride channel a. The record is from RefSeq and is a predicted model, not a curated record. The transcript is spliced from 27 exons. Gene Ontology annotation, cellular component: plasma membrane. Gene Ontology annotation, biological process: chloride transmembrane transport. NCBI's taxonomy places the organism in Eukaryota, Metazoa, Chordata, Actinopteri, Perciformes, Nototheniidae. Gene Ontology annotation, molecular function: protein dimerization activity; chloride channel activity. Bases 267 to 3167 code for a protein of 966 amino acids.